CCUAAUCUUACAUUUUCACCACCACCUUUCUAUAGAGAGCGAGCCGCUAGCUAGCUGCUCUGCAGGCGCUGUUCUUCUUGAGAAUCCACUCUAAGAAGGAUUUGCGGUAUCAUCUGCAGAUAUAUAUACAUAUAUACACUCGAAAACCAUAAAUAAAAUGGCUCGCUCUCUCCCAAACGCUAAGCUUCUUGUAGCUUCUCUUGCUGAUGGUCUUUCCCUCUCUGUUUUACGGAGAGGUUACGCGGCUGCUGCACCAAUCAGUGCUGCUGUAACAGCGAGCUUUGGUAGGGGAGGGUCAAGGACUCGUGCUACGAGAGGGAAAAUGGAAGAUGGGGCGGUGACCAAAGAAGGUUCCGAGGCCUACUCAGCAUGGGCUCCUGAUCCAGUUACUGGGUAUUACAGGCCUGCUAAUUAUGUGCCGGAGAUUGAUCCAGCUGAACUCAGGGAAAUGGUGUUGAGCCGUAGGGUUAGGCCACAGUAGAGGUUGCAGGAUAUGGUUCUGUUACUAGAUGGUGGUGGCUAUGGGUUUGGUCGCCUCACGCUUUUAGUUAUUUGAUCACAGACAUCAAUAAUGAAUGCUAGUGUGGCUUUGUUUGAU
Messenger RNA from Populus euphratica (Euphrates poplar), 598 nucleotides. RefSeq names its product drought-induced 21 (gene DI21). The record is from RefSeq and is a predicted model, not a curated record. Bases 158 to 481 code for a protein of 107 amino acids. Gene Ontology annotation, cellular component: mitochondrion. The transcript has 2 exons. Gene Ontology annotation, biological process: response to stress. NCBI's taxonomy places the organism in Eukaryota, Viridiplantae, Streptophyta, Magnoliopsida, Malpighiales, Salicaceae.